AUGGGCGGACCCCCUUACCAAGUCUUCGUCGGGAACGUCCCGUACGAUGCCACCGAGGAGCGUCUGCGAGACAUGUUCAGCGAGGUCGGACCCGUGCACGACUUCAGGCUCGUCACCGAUCGUGAAACUGGCAAGCUCAAGGGCUACGGCUUCUGCGAGUACAUGGACCUGGCGACCGCGGAGAGCGCCAAGAGGAACCUGAACGGCCGGGAGUACAACGGCAGAAACCUGAGGGUGGAUUUUGCGGACGCCGCGGAUCGCGAGGCGUUCGCCAAGAAGGCGGGCGGCGCGGGGGGGGGCGGCGGGGCGCCGAUCAACUACGACACGCCCAUCGGCGGGCCACACGCCGCAGCGGGCGGGGCGCAGAUGUCCGCCGCGGGGAUGGGUCAGGGGGGCGGGAUGGACCAGAUCACAAACAGGAUCUCGGAGAUGUCGCCCGCGCAGCUGUUCUCGGUGAUGAACCAGCUCAAGCAGCUCAUCGGGCAGGACCAAACCGGGGCCAGACAGCUGCUGGUUCAGAACCCGCAGCUCACGUUGGCCAUCUUCCAGGCGCAGCUCACGCUGGGGAUGACCAAGGCGCCGGGGGCGGUUCAGAACGGUCAGGGCAUCCCGGGAGACGGCGCGCCCCUGCCGGGCCCGCCGCGGCCGAUGGGCGGCUACCCAGGCAAUCCCGCGCCCGGCUACGGAGCCCCUCCCCCGCCGCCGCCCGGUCAACAGGGUUACGGCAUGGGCGGCGGCGUGAUGCGUCCGGGUCCUCCCCCGGGACCGCCGGCGGUUGGCGGCGUGGCGCCGUUGCCGCCGCCGCAGAUGUCGCAGAUGGGGGGCAUGGAUCAGCAGCAGGCGCUGCUGCAGCAGGUGAUGAGCAUGACCCCGGAGCAGAUGGCGAUGCUGCCACCGGAUCAGAGGCAACAGGUGGAGAUGCUCAGACAGCUCGCCUCGCAGCAGAUGAUGUGAACCCGUCAUUAGAGAACCAGCGAUUGAGAACACAACCGCCAAUCCUUCGUAGUCCCCGCGCUUCGGCGAUGUUGCGGAGAGUGACGACACCCUGACGUUAAAAAUGCACAAGCUCCAUCUGAGAUCUGUGAUGCUACGUCAAUCGAUUCUGACUCUGCAACGUCAUCAAAGACACUCUUUUACAAUAUU
Messenger RNA from Micromonas commoda, 1143 nucleotides. RefSeq lists its product with no specific name. The record is from RefSeq and is a predicted model, not a curated record. Lineage: Eukaryota; Viridiplantae; Chlorophyta; Mamiellophyceae; Mamiellales; Mamiellaceae. Gene Ontology annotation, cellular component: mRNA cleavage and polyadenylation specificity factor complex. The transcript has 2 exons. Bases 1 to 954 code for a protein of 317 amino acids. Gene Ontology annotation, molecular function: mRNA binding. Gene Ontology annotation, biological process: mRNA 3'-end processing.